This is a messenger RNA of Lingula anatina, 1476 nucleotides long. Its product is annotated as chymotrypsinogen A. Gene Ontology annotation, molecular function: serine-type endopeptidase activity. The record is from RefSeq and is a predicted model, not a curated record. NCBI's taxonomy places the organism in Eukaryota, Metazoa, Brachiopoda, Lingulata, Lingulida, Lingulidae. Gene Ontology annotation, biological process: proteolysis.
UGCAGGACUUCCUCGUUUGUUGAAAUUGUCUUUCUAAAAAUAGAAUACAGGCCCAACUGGCUUUCAGUGUUCCCAUAUGGUUGCAGUGACCUAUGUUUAAGUAUGGCGCAAGCAUAGUUUCAGGACAGACGUGCCUACUGGUAGUCAAAAACAAUGAUGGAUUUAAGAGCAGUUUUAGGAAUGCUGUACUUCUGUGCGGUAGUGAGAGCCUGCUUCAGAUGCGGAACUCGACCCCACGUUCCGCGAAGUGUCAGGCGCCAGGAAGCUUAUCCCCACUCUUGGCCGUGGAUGGCUUAUAUAGAAAUUGGACGAGAAACAGGAGAAGGCAAUCGAUAUAAAUACAACUGUGGAGGGAGCCUCCUUGAUAAAAGAUGGGUGCUGACAGCCGCUCACUGCUUGCAUACACCUUGGGACUCUCCCAUUCAAUUGCAAUGGCAAGCGGAGAUUAUUAAGGUGUCACUAGGUGUUCACAAUCGGGCAAGACGCGCCACAACCACAGCUGUCAUCGAAAGGAAUGUUAGUGAGGUUCACAUUAUCAACAGCUAUAAACCAGACACUCUUGACAACGACGCAGCUUUGCUAAAACUCUCUGAACCUGUCCCUUUUAACGAUGAAAUCGGACCAACAUGCCCUGUCGAUCACAGAUUUGAUUUCGAAGGAGCGCUAUGCACGGUAAUCGGAUGGGGGACUUUGGGGUUUGGAAACCCUGUACCCAGUGAUGUACUGACCGAAGCGCCUGUUCGGUAUAUGUCUGCUGAAUCCUGUCGCACCAAUUCUCGCUAUCCACGAGAUGUGAUCACGGACGACAUGCUGUGCGCUGAGGAGUACGGGGGAGACGGCUGUGCGGGAGAUCCAGGAGGACCCCUUCUGUGUGAGUUCCCAACUGACCGCAAGACAGAGUGGAAACAACUGGGCAUCGUCAGUUUCGGCAGAGGAUGCGAGUACAUCUCCUAUCCCGGCGUCUACACGGACGUCAGGAAAAUAUCUGACUGGCUUUACAGAACUAUUGUCGCUGGCUCGUGCGGGUCCCUGGAAAGACUUGGCUCGGCAUACUACACCAACGACACAACAUUUGAGACACUGAGAGACCUCACGGAGAGGGAAUGCGAACAAGAGUGUAUAAACAUAUAUAAGUGUAAAGCGGCAACCUAUCGUCGGAAUCCACCAACAUGUUGGCUUCAAGCCAAGCCUCAAAACGCUGGAAACCACAGCGACUGGGUGGCUUUCCGUAUAAAGGACGGUUGCAAGAAGCCAAUUCCAUACACGCGCACAUGAGUAUUGGAAGGUGAAAGUUCACAAUAUACACUAUACGUACAAAAUAUCACAAGAUUUCGUCUUAUAAAGGCGGUAUAGGGAAGUACCUUGGGUUUGUCUUGGAGUAAUUUCAAAGUACAUGCAACAGCAAUCUGUGUGCAUUAGUUUUUGUAAUGGGUGUCAAAUUGUCAAAAUAGGAAAAAUAAUGAUAACAUCCCACUU